Messenger RNA from Theileria orientalis strain Shintoku, 1404 nucleotides. RefSeq lists its product as hypothetical. Bases 1 to 1404 code for a protein of 467 amino acids. The record is from RefSeq and is a predicted model, not a curated record. NCBI's taxonomy places the organism in Eukaryota, Apicomplexa, Aconoidasida, Piroplasmida, Theileriidae. The transcript has 12 exons.
AUGGGAGUUCCAAAUUACUUAUCGUUAUUAGAUGAUGUGAGACCGAUCAACUACAUGUACAAAGAAUUGAUUUUCACAAAUAUUAAUGAGAACAACAAUAAUGAAUAUUAUUACAUCUGCCCGUGUAGAUCGUCGUUAGAAUAUAAUCAACACAACCUCCAGUUUUUAACAAAGAAUUUGAAUAAUGCCGAGAGGGAUAAAAUAAAUGAUAGAAUUAAAAUCAUUAAGGUGGUGACAGAAGAGUCGAGUAUGAAUAUGAUAUCGACCUUUCUGGUCCAGAUAUCAAAGACGUCUUCACUGUCAGGAACAAACGCACUGAUUGAUUCCAUAGUACAAAACAAAGCAAAUAGAAUAUUCAUCAUACUGAAUUCAGAGGUGAUUGAGAGUGAUGAAAUACUUUAUUACGAGGACGUAAUUAAGUCGAUAACAGAGAGUGGAUAUGUGCGAAAAUUAAAGUUAUUUGUUAACUUUAAGUACAACGGACAGCAUCAACACGACAAAGAAGAAUUGGAAGAAUCGAAGAUGAAGUUGUUGGAUGAAGUCAAUGAUAGGUUGUAUAACCUGUUUAAAAACAAAGAGUGCUUUGAUAUAGUAAAGGGACUCAAGUACAGCAGCAUAUGUAUACCCAGCGAUGUGAGACUGAUAGAGCAUCUGCUAGGAGUACAGGAGAAUAAGUUGGAAAAAUUUUCAAAUUACUUGACACAUUUAAACGGGUCGAUUGAAGACGUAGUUAACACAGAAAAUGCCACUGUGACCGACGGUAGACUUCACGGUUCUACUAAUGUUAUUGGUAAUUGUGGUAAAAAGGACGAAGGAAUAGCCCAGAUGAAUGAAAUAUUGAACAACAUUAAUAGUUUAAAGAUCAAUUAUUCAAUAAACAGAUUGGAGAAUGAUUUAAAAUCACUAACAAAUAUAAACAACAGGUGUGAUUAUUAUAAAGAAGCUCAAAACUCGACGAUAAUAUUCUUGGUUGUCGCUACACUGGUUCUACACACAGUAACGUCGGCAUUUUUCAACGGUUUACUACUGAAGUUGAAAGUUAACAAUUUUAACGUGCCAGAAGUUUUGAAGAAGUUAGUUACGAGAUGUAAGUUCCGACUCCUAAUACGGAAAUAUUUAGUCAAAUUGAGGUCAUGGGUGCUCUUUUACGUAUUUCUAAUCGGUUUUUACCUUAUUUUUGAUUUUGUUAGCAAUAAGUUCUUGUUGAAGAGGGAGUUUGAUAAGAACAAGUACCAACAGCAAAAGAGUUAUUCGAAACACUUGAAUGAUUUGAAGAAUAAGCUGAGUAGUACGUGUAUAAAUAUGAGUGUGUUUACAAGAGUCGGUAUGGUAUUAAAAGGUAACAAGAUCGUGGAAACACAACAUAAUAAUAAAUUUAAAACAAAAUUACAAAUAAGCUUGUAA